CCGGCGCAUCCGUAAUGAGGUCGGCGUGCGCGGCGAGAUGAUGGCGAGGAAGGAGAGGCUAUUACUCGCCGAGGCCCGGCCUGCUCGGGUUCGCUGCAACCUCGUUACACAAAUUACCGGCGGAGCGGCGCGGCAGUGGGUCCGCUAAUGGAGCCUCGUUGUCACUUGGGAGCCCCUCCCCGCCCGGUGCUAUUCGCGGUCAACCCGGCUCCUGUUCCGCUCGAAGCCGAAGUACCGGACGAACAGGUCGAGCCGCUAAGCACCUCUCGUAUCUAUUUAAAGCGGUCGAGCGCCUCUUUAUAUAAAGCGAGGGACAGAAAAGCGAGCGGCAAAAGAAUUCCCAACCCCACCCCCGAGAGACCGCGGCCGCUCGCAAACAGCGCUCCUCCGUCGGAUUCGCGACCCGGAAAUUACCCGCUGCUCGAACCCCGGUGGGAAGCGGCAGCGAAAAUGAUGCGACAGCUCGCCGAGACCCCCGCCCAGAAGAACUCCCUGUUCAACGCCAUGAACAGCUUCCUCGGGGCGGUGAACAACAUGGACCAGACGGUGAUGGUGCCCAUCCUGCUUCGGGACGUGCCGCUGGGGGAAGACGCCGACAUGUGCGGCCCCAAGUCCGAGGCGGACGACGGCGACGGCGACGGGGACAUGUACAGCUACUACCAGCUGCUCAAGUCCAUCCGGCAGGACAUCGAGUGGGGCUUGAGGGCCUCCCCGGUGGUCAAGGAGACGCCGUGCCGACUCCGCCGUGCCGACUCCUUGGCCUCCAUGGCCUCGUCUUCCUCCUUCGCCUCCUCGCUGUCAGCACCUUCGUCAGAGGACGAAGAGGAGGAGGAAGAAGAGGAGGAGGACCUGCAGAAGCAGUUCCAGUACCACCUGGCCGGCCUCCAAGAGGUCCUGAGCAAGCUCACCACUCAGGCCAACUCCCUGACCAAGCGCUACAAGCAGUCCAUCGGACUCUAAAAGCUAAAAGACUCUUCCGACUUGCAGGGGACAUUUCAAGUCCUUUGAGGGCCGCUCAACCGAUUCGAAAUCAAGUGUUUGUUCUUGCAUAAUUGGGUACAUUUGUGGGUUUAAAGUGUUUGGUUUUUUUUUAUGGGGUUUUGACACUUGCAGCACCCAAUCUGUAUUUGUUACAUUUUCACUUUCAACCGGCCAAAGCCAAACUGAAAACGAAUCACCCAGGAAUAGAAGACGGUGGCCGUCGGGUGUCGGAUCUGUCGGAUGUGCGUAAAGUCACGACUCGACGCUUUCACAAUUCUUCUUGCACUCAAUGCGUUGAGGUUUUUUUUUUUUUUUUUUUUUUAAUUUUGUUCGGCAGGGGAAACUUAUUUAAACUUUUGUAUUUAAUGUAAUUUAUUACCUCAGGGCGUGUGAAUGUUUUCAAACAACCAGAGCGGAUGCGUGGGGUGAAUCGCCCCUUUUGAAAAAUUGUCAAUAUGUGCGCGUAUGACCAUGCAAUUGCCACUCUGAUGUCUUAUAACUUAAAAAAACAAAAUGGAAGGAGGCAGAUGCUUCGAAAGAGCCAAUGACUUCCUCGUGCCUCACUUCGGUCAAUGAAUGGAAUCAGCUGACGGUUCUGCUUUGAGGACAAUGACGAGUUCCACGAGGUCACUUUUUGUAUGUCAACAGUCUGACUGGAUAUGUGCCUAAAAAGAUGCUUUUGUUUGCACCAUCUUUCUACUGAUAUUAAAUGCGUAAAAAUAAACUUUUUUUUUUUUUUCUG
Messenger RNA from Syngnathoides biaculeatus (alligator pipefish), 1723 nucleotides. RefSeq names its product MID1 interacting protein 1a (gene mid1ip1a). The coding region runs from base 148 to 960 and encodes 270 amino acids. Gene Ontology annotation, cellular component: cytosol. Gene Ontology annotation, biological process: regulation of lipid biosynthetic process. NCBI's taxonomy places the organism in Eukaryota, Metazoa, Chordata, Actinopteri, Syngnathiformes, Syngnathidae. The record is from RefSeq and is a predicted model, not a curated record. The transcript has 2 exons.